Molecule: messenger RNA, 1194 nt
Organism: Vanrija pseudolonga
Lineage: Eukaryota; Fungi; Basidiomycota; Tremellomycetes; Trichosporonales; Trichosporonaceae
Gene: SPCC126.01c
Product: putative WD repeat-containing protein
Exons: 6
Coding region: 1-1167 (388 amino acids)
Molecular function (GO): protein binding
Source: RefSeq, a predicted model, not a curated record
AUGCAAACCAACGACACUGGGCUGAUCUUCCAGUCCUCAAGGCAACUGGCGGAAGCCUCGAACAGGGAGAGGAAGAUUAUUGCUGCUGAAGGCAUUGGAAACCCCAUCAAGGUCAGCAGCAAGGUCUUGGACCUGGUGAUUCGCGAUCAAGAUGGUUGGACGGCCGAGUCGGGCUGGCAGGCUCGACGCUUGGACCUCAAUACCGGGAAGACUCGAAUGCUCUAUAAGGGCCAUAAAGGACCAGUGACAUCGCUCAGCCUCCACCAGGUUCCAGGCGACAAACCUUGGUUGGCGCUCCUCACCGGAUCUUGGGAUAAGACAAUCCGUGUUUGGGAUGCCCUGUCCGGGGAUCUGGUUGGUGUUCUCGAGGGUCACACCGACUUUGUGAAGUCGGUGACCGUGCUGCCUACUGUGCCUCCCUUCCUACUCUCGACGUCGUCCGACAGGACCUUCCGCCUUUGGGACCUGUCACCCUUGGAGAAUCGAAAGCUUCCCACAGCCCGCCAGACUGUGAAGGAGCAUACGCGCCCUGUCGAGACGGCAUCGUUUGAAGUUUCAUCGCACAAGGAGCCGACAGAAAGAACUGUGGAUGUGUGGACUGCCGACUCGUUAGGUGCAAUCAAGCAGUGGAGUGUGAAGCAGAUCGUUCCUAGUUCAUCUGCCCCCUUGACGUUUGUCAUUGACAAGGAGAGCCACGAAACGAGUGUCUCCCAAGUCGUCGCCGUGGACGACGGCCUUUGGAGCGCGUCCAUGGACAACACUGCCAAGCUGCAAGGCCCAUCCUCUCAGAAGCUGGUUCACCCCAGCUAUGUCAAAUCGAUUCUGCCAAACCCCCAGGGACUUCCUUACAUUGUCACUGGGUGCGAAGACGAAAACAUUCGCCUGUGGGACGCCAACAAUCUCGAUUCCAAGCCAAAGCCGCUGUCAAUCGUUGAAGGGCACUGCGGUGAGGUUUCCGCACUUGACGUCUGGAUCAAGGAUGAAGAUGGCAAGAAGGUCGUCAACAUUGUGUCCGCCAGUCUGGACGGAACGUUGAGGAGAUGGACCAUUCAAGAACUUCUGAAUCCCCCCAAGCUCAACUAUGAGCCAGUCAAGGACACGAACGAGGUCGGCUUGACCGAGGAAGAGGAGAGGGAACUCGCCGAGCUCAUGUCAGAUAGCGAUUGAGGAGUAGAUGCCACAUAGACCCGUGAU